CUAUGUUCCACUCAACUCUUCCUGUGUGGACUCUAUAUACAAGGGCAGUUGAAUAAAGUCAUCAUGACGGAUGCAAGCAACACUUCAGCUGUCCUUGUCCUUCUCUUUAUAUGGAUAAUACUUGUUCUGGCUCUGCUGUACUUUUAUAAAAAACUUAAUGCAGAAACAAAUGGACAGUACACCGUCCAGCGCAUAGUCUUCGGCCCUGGCGGCCUCCGGGAUCGAUUGAGACAAGGAGUCGGGGUUGUGGAAAACAGACUUGGUGUCCACAUUUGGCCUCAACGGCGUGAUGACGAGGAGAACAAAAGAGGAGAUGAUGAUGAAGAGGACAACGAGGGUCAUGACAAACAGAAUGACAGUUACACGGAGGAGGGAGAGCAAGAUGAACAUGAUGAUUCUUCAGAUGACUAUUCCAGCGUUGACCUGAGGGAGAGGGCAAAGAUGCAGACAGAAAAGAAAGAACAGAAGGAUAAAGCUGAAGAAGAGAAAGAGAAACAAAAGGAAGAGAAGGAGGAGGCAGCAGCGGGAGGAGAGGAUAAAAGUCAGGAAGUGAAGAAAGAAGAGAAAGUCGAAUUGCUUGUAGAUCUGACGCCGUUUUCUGGUAGUGCAAUUUGGUCCAAGGAAAACGUAGAUGGAAAUGAUGGAAAUGAUGGAAAUGACUUGACUGCUUUAUGAAAAGCUCAAAGACAUUGCCUUUGAAUUUAAUAGGCGGGAAACAAGGUUGCUUGGCCCAGUGGGUGGCACAAAACAUGAGUCAGUUUAACCUUUUAAAGCUUUUUUUUUUUUUAACUAACAGUUUAUUGACAUACUGUUAAAACAAAUGUUUAAAAAGGUUUUCAUAUGUGUUUUGGCUGAUAUUUAUAUAGAAAAAAAAA
Messenger RNA from Carassius auratus (goldfish), 875 nucleotides. RefSeq names its product cilia- and flagella-associated protein 251. The transcript has 3 exons. NCBI's taxonomy places the organism in Eukaryota, Metazoa, Chordata, Actinopteri, Cypriniformes, Cyprinidae. The record is from RefSeq and is a predicted model, not a curated record. The coding region runs from base 64 to 675 and encodes 203 amino acids.